CGCAGCCCGCCAGGCCGCGGCCCGACCCGUACCCCGGGGCGCAGCCCGCCGCUCUCCGCCGCGCCCCCAGGCAGGCGGCCCCGCUUCCCGCCGGGCCCGGGGCAGCCGCGGCCCCGGCAGCAGCCAGCCGCGGCCCGGGCGGGGGAGAGCAGGGGGGAAGGAGAGCGGAGCUCUCUCCGCCGCUUAGAGGAAGGGGGAAGGGAGGGGGGAAAGUUUAGCGGAGGGUGUUUGAAUUAGGAGUUAUCCCUAAAGAGCCUUUCCCCUGCUCUGAUCCAGAGGGCAGCCCUGGGAAGAGGGGGCGGCGGCGGCCAGGAGCCCUGCAACAUCUGUAAAACUUGCAGGAGGCGACGGAGAGGAGCGUGCGAGAGGGAGGAAAGCGAAGGGACAACUUUUCCGACACGUAUUAGUACAAGGAGAGCUGAAGUAAUGAGAAGUCAUCAUGGAGGCGCAGUCCCAUAGCUCUACCACGACAGAGAAGAAAAAAGUGGAGAAUUCCAUCGUGAAAUGCUCCAGUCGAACAGAUGUCAGUGAGAAAGCUGUUGCCUCCAGCACAACUUCCAAUGAGGAUGAAAGUCCUGGGCAGACCUAUCACAGAGAGAGAAGGAACGCGAUCACAAUGCAGCCGCAGGGUGGGCAAGGCCUCGGCAAGAUCAGUGAAGAGCCUUCCACGUCGAGCGAGGAAAGGGCUUCAUUAAUCAAGAAGGAGAUCCAUGGAUCUAUAUCGCACCUUCCCGAACCUUCUGUACCUUACCGCGGGACGCUCUUUACCAUGGACCCCCGAAACGGUUACAUGGACCCUCAUUACCAUCCGCCUCACCUCUUUCCAGCAUUCCACCCUCCUGUACCAAUUGAUGCGAGACAUCAUGAGGGACGCUACCAUUAUGAACCAUCUCCCAUUCCUCCUCUGCAUGUGCCUUCUGCCUUAUCUAGUAGCCCGACAUACUCAGAGCUUCCGUUCCUUAGAAUUUCCCCGCACCGAAAUCCUGCUGCAACAUCAGAGUCUCCCUUCAGCACCCCUCACCCAUACAUUAACCCUUACAUGGACUACAUCAGGUCCCUGCACAGCAGCCCGUCCCUUUCCAUGAUCUCGGCAGCCCGUGGGCUCAGCCCAACAGACGCUCCACAUGCUGGCGUCAGUCCAGCUGAAUAUUACCAUCAGAUGGCUCUGUUGGCAGGCCAGCGCAGCCCGUAUGCAGACAUCAUUCCUUCAGCUGCCACUGCAGGAGCUGGUGCUCUUCAUAUGGAAUAUCUUCACGCUAUGGAUAGCGCGAGGUUUCCGAGUCCGAGAUUGUCAGCUAGACCAAGCCGAAAGCGUACGUUGUCCAUAUCCCCCCUAUCUGAUCACAGCUUUGACCUUCAGACCAUGAUACGGACAUCUCCAAAUUCCUUGGUCACAAUUCUCAAUAAUUCUCGUAGCAGUUCCUCAGCCAGUGGUUCUUAUGGCCACUUAUCUGCAAGUGCAAUAAGCCCUGCUCUGAGUUUCACAUACCCUCCUACACCAGUAUCCCUCCAGCAAAUGCAUCAGCAAAUUAUAAGUCGUCAGCAAACCCUAGGUUCAGCCUUUGGACACAGCCCUCCACUCAUCCAUCCUGCUCCAACUUUUCCUACCCAGAGACCUAUUCCCGGCAUCCCCAGUGUUCUGAACCCUGUCCAGGUCAGCUCUGGACCUUCUGAGUCCACACAGCAGAAUAAACCCACAAGUGAAUCUGCCGUGAGCAGCACUGGAGAUCCCAUGCACAACAAGCGCUCCAAGAUAAAGCCUGACGAGGACCUGCCCAGCCCGGGAGCAGGAAGCGUGCAGGAACAGCCAGAAGGAGUGACCCUGGUAAAAGAGGAAGGGGACAAAGAUGAAAGCAAACAGGAGCCUGAAGUGGUCUAUGAGACAAACUGCCACUGGGAAGGCUGUUCCCGGGAGUUUGACACGCAGGAACAGCUAGUGCAUCACAUAAACAAUGACCAUAUACACGGUGAGAAGAAAGAGUUCGUGUGCCGAUGGCUGGACUGUUCCCGGGAGCAGAAACCAUUCAAAGCCCAGUAUAUGCUGGUGGUCCACAUGAGGAGACAUACAGGGGAAAAGCCACACAAAUGCACUUUUGAAGGUUGUACAAAGGCCUACUCCAGACUAGAAAACUUGAAAACACACUUGAGAUCUCACACUGGAGAAAAACCAUAUGUGUGUGAACACGAAGGCUGCAACAAAGCUUUCUCCAAUGCGUCCGACAGGGCCAAGCACCAAAACAGGACUCAUUCCAAUGAGAAACCGUAUGUUUGCAAGAUACCGGGCUGCACAAAGCGCUACACAGAUCCCAGUUCUCUCCGGAAACAUGUGAAGACCGUGCAUGGCCCGGAGGCGCAUGUCACCAAGAAGCAACGGGGAGAUAUCCACCCAAGGCCUCCGCCACCGAGAGACCCAGGCAGCCACUCUCAGACCCGGUCACCAGGCCAUCAGACUCAGGGUGCGAUUGGUGAGCAGAAGGACCUCAGCAACACUACCUCAAAGCGUGAAGAAUGCCUCCAAGUGAAAGCAGUCAAGUCGGAAAAACCAAUGACAUCUCAGCCAAGCCCUGGUGGUCAGUCUACAUGCAGCAGCGAACAGUCCCCCAUCAGCAACUAUUCCAACAAUGGGAUCGAGCUUACUCUGACCAGUGGUGGUAGUGUAGGAGACCUCAGUGUCAUCGAUGAAACCCCAAUCAUGGACUCUACCAUUUCCACAGCCACCACAGCACUUGGCUUACAGGCCAGGAGGAAUAUGACAGGGACCAAAUGGAUGGAGCAAGUGAAAUUAGAAAGGUUGAAACAAGUUAACGGAAUGCUUCCAAGACUGAACCCCGUUCCACCUUCCAAAGCCCCAACCUUGCCGCCUCUCAUAGGAAAUGGUGCCCAGUCAAACAGCAGCUGCAGUGUAGGAGGAUCCAUGACUAUUCUGCCAAACAGGAGUGAACUUUCAAGUACAGACAUCACUGUGUUGAACAUGCUGAACAGGCGGGACAGCAAUACUAGCACCAUCAGUUCAGCCUACUUGAGCAGCCGCAGAUCCUCUGGAAUUUCACCUUGCUUCUCUAGCCGGAGGUCCAGCGAUGCCUCCCAGGCAGAGGGAAGACCACAGAACGUGAGCGUUGCAGACUCCUACGACCCCAUCUCAACGGAUGCCUCCCGGCGCUCCAGUGAAGCGAGCCAGUGUGAUGACCUGCCAAGUCUUCUCAGCCUCACCCCGGCCCAGCAAUAUAGGCUGAAAGCUAAAUAUGCAGCAGCUACUGGUGGACCCCCACCAACUCCACUGCCUAACAUGGAGAGGAUGAGCCUCAAAACAAGGAUGGCACUCUUGGGUGACUGCAGGGAGUCCGGAGUAUCUCCACUGCCUCCAGUGAAUGCCCCUCGAAGAUGUAGUGAUGGUGGGGCAAAUGGUUACAGCAGGAGGCAUUUUCUGUCUCACGAUGCUCUAGGAAACGGGAUGAGGAGAGCCAGUGAUCCAGUAAGAAUGGCCUGUGACAACCUCUCUGUCCCUAGAGUCCAGCGUUUCAACAGUCUUAAUAGCUUUAACCCUCCUGCUUUGCCUCCAUCCAUGGAAAAGCGCAACCUUGUUCUUCAGAACUAUACCCGUUCUGAGGGUGGCGUCUUCCGUGGCUUUAGCUCCCCCUGUCCUCCAAGCAUCAGCGAGAACGUUGCCCUGGAGGCUGCUACGAUGGAAGCGGGUGGCAGUCUGAAUGAUGAGGAUCUCCUGCCAGAUGACGUGGUUCAGUAUCUGAAUUCCCAGAACCAGGGCAUAUACGACCACUUGUUGAACAAUGUCCUAGACAGCAACAAAAUGCAUCAUGGCUCAGUGUUAGGAAACGACAACCCCAGCAACUUUGACCAAGCCCCUCCACCAAGCAGUCAGCAGGCAGGUUCUGAGACAAACAAAAGCGACUUGCCCAUUCAGUGGAAUGAAGUAAGCUCAGGAAGCUCUGACUUAUCUCCUUCGAAACUGAAAUGUGGCCAGCGCUCCACAGUGCAGCAGACUCGGGCCUUCAGACUGUACAACAAUAUGAUGGUUCAGCAGCAGAACCUGGAGAGAAGCAACGUGGACCAGCAGAAUGGCUAUCUGGUGGAGAACAACAAUUCCUACGGUUUACAGCAAAACGCAGUUCUUGGCAGCGGAGCCGCUAAUUCUUUCAGCGUGCAGCCCAAUAAGCCUUACAGUGAAAGCAUCAGCAGGCAAGCAAUGAUGUCUGGAGCAAUGGACAAUUCCUGUGGCAUGGCAGUUCAGGGGCAGAAGCUGAGAAGCAGCAACGUGCCAGUGAGUGGGAACCAGCAAAAUUUUGGCCAUCCCAUGGCAUCCAGCGAUCAAGCUGCCAGUAUGGCAAAUGGGAUGCAGAACAGCAGUAUGAUGGAACAGGAGUAUCUGCAAAACCAACCGGUCGGAGAUGACGUUCAUUACCAGGGAGUCAAUCAAUCCGGUCAAAUGAUGCUGGGGCAGGUUAGUCCUACCUCACAAAGCAGCCUGUAUCAGGGGCCGCAGAGUUGUCCGCCAGUGUCUCACACCGUUGGUAGCCAGCCUUCAGGUUUGUUGGUGGCCAAAAGUUACCAGCCAUGCACCAAUUACAGCAGCAACAGACGGCAAAACAUGUUGAGAAACAACCUGGCACAACAGCAAGGACACGUAAGUGAUGGCAACCAGACGUACAGGGUAAACACCAUUAAGAUGGAGAUCCAAGGUCAAUCACAGCAGUUCUGCUCUAAUGCACAGAAUUACUCUGGUCAGUUAUAUGACCAAACCAUGGGCUUUAGCUACCAAGCUAUGAAAACAGGUUCGUUCUUUGGUUCGGAAGCUAACUGCCUGCUGCAGGGGACUGCGACUGCAAACUCAUCGGAACUUCUUUCCCCGGGGGCUAACCAAGUGUCGAGCACAGUUGACAGCAUUGACAGCAACAGCCUAGAGGGUGUGCAGAUUGAUUUCGAUGCUAUCAUAGAUGAUGGGGACCAUGUCAGCUUAAUUUCGGGAGCCCUGAGCCCGAGUAUCAUUCAGAAUCUCUCCCGCAAUUCCUCACGCCUCACCACUCCCCGAGCGUCUCUUACAUUCCCAGCUAUGCCCGUAAGCACAACCAACAUGGCUAUUGGUGACAUGAGCUCUUUGUUGACCUCACUUGCAGAAGAAAGCAAGUUUCUUGCUGUUAUGCAAUAGACAUUAGAAAAAACAAACAAACAAAAAAACAAACUCUUAGGAGAUAACAGAAUGGAAAAAAGGACUCAUAUUUUUUAGUUGUGUAUGUAUUUUAGCAAUCUCAUCUCACCUAAAUGGGAUGUGUUUCAAGUAUAUUCCUUUUAUGGAAUAAGGACUCUGAAAACCCUAAAGUGUUCUAGGGAGAAACUGUCUUCCAUUUCAGUUUUGAAUCAGUAUUGCUACACCCAUUCCCCCCUGCCCCUCUUCUCUCUCUCUCCCUCCCCUUUUGAAUGUCUGUAUGCUUCCUUUUUCUUUUUUUUUUCUUUAAUUGUAAACCAAUGUAAACGUGUGAAGUGCAUGUUUUUGUUUUGUUUUGGGUUUUUUUAAAAAAAGAAAGGUCUGAUGAAAUGACUUCGCUAUUUUCUGUUACUCAAAAGAAACUAGACCUUGUAAAACUGUUGCAGCUUCCCCCCCUAAACAUAUAGGCACAAAAUAACCAGGCACAAUAUGAAGUCAGCAUGCAGGGAUGAAAUCUUCUCUGGAUGCGUUGGAUACAUCGCACCAAGGUGGACAACCAGUUUAGAAAUGCACUGCCAUGGUACCCCUAGGCUGUAGUUUCAGAAUCAUGGAGCAGGAUAAAUUAGGAGGCUCAAGCAAACAAGAAAUGUAGAGCCAUCAGCCCGUUGAUCCCUAGGAAACGUUUAAGGAUUUUGUAACACCACACACAGACAGCUGUCACUGCCUUGCAUAAUGAUACUGAGAUUGUUUCAUGUUCCCAUUUCAGAGGAAGGAGAGGACCAGAAAGCUGUUCUUAGUCCAGCUCUCACCUUUUGCAGUAUUUGCUAUUCUGUUUUUCAGUAUUCUUUUUUAAAUGACUGGAUAGUAGAGUUAUGGGCGUGUUUGGUGAUUUGGGUAGUCUAGAAUCCCUUCGUUGCAUACCAUAUUUGUGAAGAGAUGAUCAGGGUCUUACAGAGUAUUUCAUACAAUGAAAUAACAAAAUUGCAGUAUUCCAUACUGGGGACUUUUUUUUUUUUUUUUCCAAUGCAAUGCAAACUCUUGAGAUGUGAUUUGCUGAGCCACUGGUUCUUAUUUGCAAUAAUAAUUCCUUCGCCGAGAGAACUGUCUUGUACCUCUCUUUUAGCACGUACAGCUUCGUGGAUGGAUGGUAUGUUUUAAAAUAAGUAAAUGGCUGUUGAAAUAAUGCACAGUUAGGGCUUCAAAAGCGUCAUGGUCAUGGCAUAUAAACCAGGUAGAAAACGAACACCCCGUUUCUUGGACUAGCCAAAUAAAUGAAAGCGAUUGCAAGCAAUCUGAUAAUCUUACAUGUCUUUUCACCGUAUCCAGGUUUUACAAAACAAGAAAUUUCAACUGCCAUUCAAAAUAGCAAUGAAAUGAGCAGAACAGCAAGUAUGUCUGGUAACUAAUCAAAACUCAGAAAGAACAACCCAACCUCUCGGUGACACCAAAGUGCAUUUCAUUUCAAAGCAAGCCAGUGAGCCAAUGCCCAGGGUCAGUUACACCAGUACAAAUUGGAACUAAUGCACUGUGCUCAUGAAUCUGCUCACUGGUAGAGGUGAAUGGCGUUUCCUCCAUAAGCUGUAGCUCUUGUAGCAUGUUUUUUGUUGUGCUGGGCUUCACAUGUGCGCCCCUGAACACACAGUGCUCCUAGGCAAACAGGUUGGGAUGGAGAACAGUUAGAAAGCCAAGGUUUAAGUUCACCCACUCCUAGAAUCUGCAUGCAAGUCCAGCCCUUGCAGACUUCUUAGUUAAAUCUCAAUAGUAAAACGAUGCUACAGGAUGUAAAUGGUGUAGACGCUUAGUCACGGAUUUGAUGUCUGCAAGGAGCUGAUGUUAGAGUAGACACAAUGAGAAGGGGGAAUGGGGUCAAUUUUGAAAUAUAGAUAAACUUUAGUCCAGUCAAAAUUAGGAAUAACACCAGAAGGUGGUUUCUAUAGGCUGGAAGGCCAUAGCAGUAAUAUUUUUGACUGUGAAAAAAUGGUGAAGUAGCAGCUGAAUCAGGGCAUGGCAUUUGAGGAAUGUGCAGGAAUACAACCUCAGUGAAGCUAUUGGUUAACAUUCAUCUAUUAACAGCUGUUAGAAUCAGAGGAAGAAGCUGUACAUCAGCAGGAAAAUAUCACAGGAAUCCAGUGCUGGGGCCGUAUUUGGGCUUAUCACAGCACGUACCAAGUGAUUUGCGUUAUGAGCUGGAAUGUCAGAAAUCAAGACAAAUGUAAUUAUCCUACGGCUUUUAUCAUCAUCCAGCUCCUGUCUUUCUCCGGAUCUUUAGCAAGUAUUUCUUCCUUCCUCUGCCUCAAGCAUGCAUAUUUCUGCUCUUUGCCCUUUGCCGUUUCCCCUCCUGACCUUCCUGCACAGGGAAUCAGGCACAGCUCACCAUGGCAAACGGUCGAUUUGCUGUUACAACGUGGGAAGCUGCUCCCUGUUGCGCUGUCAUCGCCCAGAGGCGCCUGGCAGGGACCCGCUGCCCAUGCACAGCCCUCACCCCUGCCCUGCUGCUGGGGCGCAGAGGGAUGCUUCAGUGGCUGCGCUGUACAUGCAGUGCUACGGUACAGCUCACACCCCUGAGGAGAAACAGCAGCAUAUGCAUGAGGAAAGGCUGUGCUGGAUGCAUUUCAGAUGGGUCUCGGUAACCGGUCGCUGGCUGUUUAUUAAGCCAUCAAUGACAUGUUUAUAAACAAUUUCAACAGGGCAGCUUAUGACCAGCUUGGGAGUAGGUGGCUUGGGAGAGAAGCCUUUUAUUGUUAUAGAGUAAAUACAUUUAAGAAGCAACAAAAAACAACAAAAAACCCCAUUUUUUUUUAACUCGGUUUUCCAGUUCAUAAUUGUAUUUGCUGGUGAGUUGAAGCUGGGAAGCUAUUAACAGAUGUGAUCCAUCAGAGCUUAGAAGGAGCCGUUCAGAUUGCUCAAGGCUAAAAGGGACUGUUUGAGGAGCUAAUUUGCCUUCCUGGAUUUGACAAACCUUUGUCACUCACUUACCCUGUCUUGGGCCAACAGUGUGUCUUGGCCGAAACCACAUGCUCCAGAAAGGCAGCCCAUUUUGAUUUGGUGAGGUUGAAGAACCAGACACUCUACCAUGUCCCCGGGGUGUUUGUGCAAAUGGUUUAGCAUUUUCACCAUGAAGCAUAUGUGCCACUUUUGUUCAUGUUUCACUUUUCAGCUUUAAGUAUCUUCUCAUGCUUUUCUGGUUUAUGCUGAAGAGCCUGUUUUGGUACCUGUGAGGGCAGCAAUACGUCAUAGACCAGCUGUCUCGGGUUUGGGGCUAGUUGUGAUAAGGUAGGCUGGGCUCUCUGAGCGUGGUGGUGUUAGCCUGGGCACCAUCUGUCACCUCAGUCCCAAUGCAUGGCAGUCUUGGGGGGGGGUCCCAUCAGCAUUGCUCACAUGUUUAUGGCACCCCUCUACUGCUGCUCUUCCAGGUGCAGAGCCAAAGCUUGCUUUUGUCUAUCUGGUACAUCAGGUGACGUAGCCGUAGCAGCUGAAAACCCACCACUCAUGCCAGAGUACUAGAAAAUGCAGAUUGCGGAUUUCCUAUUUUUAGAGCAUUGCAGCCUGAGUCUAAAUCCCCUUUUCUUGUAAUGGCUCUGUGGGGAUCUUCUAGAUUCAUUACUGCUGGCCUUGGGCGCGUCUGCCUCCCUUAGCCUGCGUGAAGCACGCAUCUCUCCCAGCAGUUCCUCUUCCCACAAAGUGGGAGUUGCCGGUGAGAGCUCGUCCACCAGGUCUGCCUGGGUGGAGGAAAGGUGGGUUUGCGGAGAAGUCAGCGAGCUUCCAGGGGGGCUUUGCUGGUGGGUACGAUGGCCCCAUAUAGCCACAUGGCAGAUGAUGUUAUUCUCUCCUUGGGGAAUGGCACCGAAUGGUCUAUGCAUAUGCAUUGAGGUGCAGGCUGGCUGCCUGGCUUCCAGGCAUCGCUUCCCCCUGCCCCUUGAUGAAAUGGCUGGCUGGCUCUCCCACACCUGUUGCUCAAUGGCUUCUCCUGCUGAACAGCAGUGUUCAUAUUCUCACAAUGUAUGUGCCUUAUUUUGUGUUGACCCUGUAAAAGAGAGGGACCAAGAUGUGUUGCCAAAUUUUCCCGAUGAGGCUAUACUUGCCACCCAGCUACUAGCACAUACCACUGUUAAUAGUGUCCAAAAUGUCUUGUAAACCUCUGGUAUUCACGUGUUUUUGUCCUUGGAUUGGUGGAAUGUCUCCUAUGGAACAGUUACUGUUGUCAGUCCUGCAGAUAUGUAAGAUAAAAAAAGUGUUCUUUUUUUUUCCCCAGUUUUUUUUAGUUUUUUUUUUUUAUAAAGCUUGUAAUCCUUUUUUUUUAAAAAAAAAAAGAAAAUGUGUAAAUACAUUUACAUACGGUAGGAAUAGUGUUCGGCUGUAAUGGGCCUUAGUGGUCUUCAUCUGAUAAAACUGCAGUUAUGAUCUGAUGUUUCUCGAGCCUUAGGUUGAUCUGAAGGGUCUGUAGCACUGUGUACAUAUAAAUUGUACUUCUGCUUUCAGAACCACUUAGCUCUUUUGUAACAAAGAAAAAAAAAAUGUUUCUUACAAUGUCAAUAAAAACACAAAAGCCUUUGUACUUAA
Messenger RNA from Falco peregrinus (peregrine falcon), 9718 nucleotides. It is a transcript of the gene GLI3, whose product is annotated as GLI family zinc finger 3. Gene Ontology annotation, biological process: regulation of transcription by RNA polymerase II; smoothened signaling pathway. Gene Ontology annotation, cellular component: nucleus. NCBI's taxonomy places the organism in Eukaryota, Metazoa, Chordata, Aves, Falconiformes, Falconidae. The record is from RefSeq and is a predicted model, not a curated record. Gene Ontology annotation, molecular function: RNA polymerase II cis-regulatory region sequence-specific DNA binding; DNA-binding transcription factor activity, RNA polymerase II-specific. The transcript is spliced from 15 exons. Bases 440 to 5161 code for a protein of 1573 amino acids.